AUGUCGGCGCAGACGGCCGCCGCCGCCGCCUGCGACGAGCGGGAAAACAAGCGCGCGCAUGCGGAGAGCCAGUGCUGGUCCGCCACUUACCCUGAAGAUCUCCUCGUCCUCGUCUACACCAUGGUCGCCUCCCCACGCGGCCGCACUUGCUUCGCCGCCGUCUGCCGGUCGUGGCGCGCCGCCGCGCGCGCGGCUCCACCUGUGCCGGUGCUCCCGUGGUUGCUCCUCCCGCCUCGCGACGGCAUCGCGAUGAAGGAUCUUUACUGCCUCGAGGAUGGCGCCCUCAUGGACUUAAAGAUCCUCCAGAUCAUCGGCGGCCACGACGGCGGCUGGGUCGCCGUGCCCGUAUCAGGUCGUCCGGUCAGGAUCAUGAACCUUUUCUCCGGCGCCGACGUGGCGCUCGACGAGAAGAAGGCGAUGAUGGCCUGCCCGAUCCCGGACCAUGCCCCACGCACGCAGGUGGUCAUCUCGAGAGUUGUCUUCUCCGCGCCGCCCACCUCGCCCCGAUGUAUCCUUGCCGCCGUAACACAAAAUUGUGGCAUCGCGCUCUGCAGAGUUGGUUGUCCGAACAGUGGGUGGGCCGUACAAGGAUGCCAUAGUAACAUCAGAGAGAUUGUCGACAUCACGUUUUGCGAUGGUGAGCUCUAUGGCCUAUAUAAAAAGAGGAAACUGGUUAAGUUUGACAUUGGUGUCGAUGAGAAGGUUGGUGCCCCAAUGGUCACCGCGGAACACCAGCUCAUCAUGCAAGGGAUCGGCCGCACCAUCGGUACGGACGACGACUACUGGGACAGUACUAGUUACAUCUUUAAUCUAGAGGGCAAGCUUGCGAUGGCGUUGAAGGCCCGAUGGUUGCCAAACAUCCCGCCUUUCUUCAAGGUGUUCAAGCUUGUUGACAUCCACAUCCACAUGGGUAAACGCAAGCCACAUUACAAGGACAAGUGGCUCGAGGUCACAAGCUUGGAUGACCACGCAUUGUUUUUGGGGAAGUCGUUCUCUAAGGCAGUGCAUGUGCCAGCGAAAAUGUGCGGCGGCGUGGAGAGAAACCGUAUCUAUUACUCGCACCAUUGUUGGUUAGGAAGAAACACCGUCAUCCCUAGUGACAAGGUAUUCUUGAAAGUCUCGAACGACAGCAACGGGAUGACAUGCUACAAGGAAGACGACUUGAAGAACGCCAUCACCGACGAUGAUGAUGACGUGAAGAGGAUCAUCUCGGUAGGAUACUUCACACAGGGUGGGUCUUAUGGUGGCUUGUGGAUUUUCCCUCCAGAUUUGCAGCUACUCUAG
Aegilops tauschii subsp. strangulata is the source of this 1284-nucleotide messenger RNA. RefSeq lists its product as uncharacterized. NCBI's taxonomy places the organism in Eukaryota, Viridiplantae, Streptophyta, Magnoliopsida, Poales, Poaceae. The record is from RefSeq and is a predicted model, not a curated record.